Oncorhynchus nerka (sockeye salmon) is the source of this 5222-nucleotide messenger RNA. It is a transcript of the gene tmem131, whose product is annotated as transmembrane protein 131. The record is from RefSeq and is a predicted model, not a curated record. Gene Ontology annotation, cellular component: membrane. Lineage: Eukaryota; Metazoa; Chordata; Actinopteri; Salmoniformes; Salmonidae. The coding region runs from base 81 to 4925 and encodes 1614 amino acids. The transcript is spliced from 35 exons.
UCUUUCUGUCUCCUGUAGCAGUGUUUAUAUGUGCAUGCAAGCAGUUGCCCCUUCACACGGAUACCGAGACACACAGCAGCAUGGCGAGCCGGGAAAGAGCACAGAGUUUUCUUCACUCAUCAACAAAAACUAAAUUGUCAUGCGUAGGAUUGCUGCGGGUUUUAUUUAUUACUUUUAUACACACGGCGCAAGCGAACAAACAAGCGUUCACACAGUCAGACACAAUCCUGGAGGUGCUACACUUUGGAGAAGGAGGUCUCUUACAGACAGAGUUUGACUGUGAUCUAAGUUUAUAUAAUCGAAAAAGGCCUGUGGGGAUGCCAACAAUGGAAAAGAUUUACUUGAAUAAUCCCAGGUCAGAAGAAAUUGGUUUGAUAUCAAUAUCAGCAACAACAGCACAUUUUCAUCCAUCCUAUUUCCAGAAUGGGAUAAUCCCAGCAGGGGGAAACACGUCGUUUGAUGUCGUGUUUCUCGCCAGGGUCGUAGGGAACAUAGAAAAUACUUUAUUUAUUAAUACGGCGAAUCAUGGAGUGUUUACAUACCAGGUGUUCGGGGUGGGUAUCCCCAACCCCUACAGACUACGGCCCUUCAUCGGGGCCAGAGUCCCUGUUAACGGCAGCUUCCAUCCACUCAUAAACAUCCACAGCUCUCACAGUGAACUACUGCAGGUUGUGGAGAUGUUCUCCAGUGGAGAUGCCUACCUGCCUACGGGCCAACAAGGAGGCACUAGAACAUUCUGGGAGAUCCCUCCAUUUGAGACAAAGGGUGUGAUGAGGGCUAGCUUCUCGUCGGGAGAUGCAGACAACCACACAGCCUUCAUCAGGAUCAAAACCAACGAAGACCAGUUUAUCAUACUGCCUGUGGAGGUCAUCUCAGCCACUGGUAUAUACUCCUCCACAGAGAUGCUAGACUUCGGUACGUUACGGUCACAAGAUCGACCGGAACAAUUGAACUUACAUCUACUGAAUUCGGGAAGGAAAGAUGUUUGGAUCGCGAGUAUACGGACGACGCCGUCCAACGAAGCCACCAUCAAUUUCAAAGCAAUCACCCUAAAAGCAGGCGAGAGUAGAUAUACCAAAGUUGCAAGUAUUAGUUUUGAUGCAUCAAAAGCAGAAAGUCCGUUUUCUGGUAAAAUAACAGUGAAGGUCAAGGAGAUAAACUCGUCUAAACCUGAAGUCCCGUACCAAGCAGAGGUGCUACAAGGCUACCUGGGCUUUGACCACACGGCCACGUUGUUCCACAUCAGAGACAGUCCAAUAGACCCCGUGAACAGAUCCAUCUUCAAGGCCAUGUUCAGCGUGCAGAACCUCAGCGCCCCCGUUCCGAUCCCUUCUCGUGAGUCUCGCUACAUCUUCUCUCUCCUGUUCUGCCCUGUCCGCCCUUCCAUCCACAUCCACCUCAACACCAACAUCUCCAAAUUCCACCUUCCUGUCAGGGCCUACACAGGUUACCUUGAGCUCAUGAUAUUAACAAUCCCAGCGAAGGCUGCGAUAGCAGUGGGGAAGCUAAACAGCUAUCCUGAACACAUCCUCCUACCUCCAUCCUUUCCUGGGAAGAUAGUACACCAGAGUUUCACCAUCCAGAGUUCCUUCACCCAGAGAGCGAGACUCCGACACAUCCGUUCCCUGACAGAAGACAUUCGGUUCUAUUACAAAAGACUACGUAGUAACAAGAAUGGACUGGAACCGAGACGCAAGUCCAAGGUUGCUAAUAUUUAUUUUGAUGCCAGUUUGCAGUGUGUCGACCACUGUUACGUGGGGUUGCCGUUUGUUCUGAAAUCUGAGGCUCGUCCCCACGGCCUGGUCUUACAGGAGGACAUCUGGGAUGCUGACAUUGACCUCCACCAGAAACUGCUCCGACGCUGGACAGAGCUGAAAGAUCGCUCGGGACAUCAAGUUGAGGCGGUGUUUGAAGUCAGCACAGAUCUUCAGGAGACGGUCCAGGCAACAAUAACAGCCCAACAGACCUGGCCGUCGCUGGUUAACGCCUCACAACAAAUCACGUUUCCCCUCACCAAUGCCAAUAGCUCCUCUGAGACAGAGGUUGUUCUAGAGAACCCAGCAGAUGUCCCAGUGUAUGUCCAGAUCCUUCCUCUGGCGCUCUACCCGAACCCCUCCGUGUUUGCUGGGAAACUCAGCGACAGCUUCCCACUGGGAAAGUUGUCUGACAUCGACACAAAUUCACUGGAAUUUCAGGUCAACAGAAACCUAUCGUCUGUAAUGAAGGGAAGCUCAGGGUUUGUGGAGGGCUCGACCAGACCGUUUGUCUACAGCGUGCUCCUGCAGCCUGGAGAGGUCAAGUCCUUCAGCCUGAGGUUCACUCCUUCCAGCAACCACUCUGUCUCCUCCCUGCUCAUAGUCAGGAACAACCUGACUGUGAUAGAUGUGAUCGUGGUUCGUGGCCAGGGAACCACGGGAAGCCUGCAGGUAGCUGGGAAACUCCCUGGACCAGACAGCUCCCUUCGCUUCCAAAUGACGGAGGCGUUGCUGAAGGACUGCGCAGAGAAGAUCAAGUCCAAAGAGCCCAAGUCCACUCUGAGAAGGACCUUCAGGGUGGAGAACGCUGGUCUACUCCCCUUGUAUAUCCGCUCUGCAGAGAUCAACGGCCAGCCCUGCCAAGGAUACGGAUUCAAAGUUCUCAACUGUCAGCAAUUUACACUUAAACCAAACGCUUCUGAAGACCUAGUGAUACUGUUUACACCAGACUUCACGUCAUCCAGAGUGAUCCGGGAGCUGAAGCUGGUGACGGAGGGAGGGUCAGAGUUCGUGUUUGUCCUGAACGCCUCUCUACCUUUUCACAUGCUGGCCUCCUGCACAGAGACCCUCCCCAGACCCUCCUGGGAGCUGGAGCUAUACGUCAUCGUCUCCCUCGUCAUGAGCUCCAUGUUCCUGCUGGUGAUUGCUAUAGCCUACCUGGAAGCCCAGGGGAUCUGGGAGCCCUUUAAGAGACAUCUGUCUCUGGACUCUCCCAUGGAGACGGGCAGACCCUUCGAUCUCAGGGAAAUAGUACGCAUUUCAAGUGCUGCUAACUUGAAUGAUUUCAGCGACGCCCACCAGAACCCGACCAGGGGGAUGUAUGGUUCUGGUAGCGAGGUGUCCCGGGUCGGGAGCCGAAACAACAGAGCCUCCGUGGACCUUGAUGGACAGAGAGCCAGGAUGGACUUUGAUCGAUCAACUAUGCAAGCCUCCUCCACCUUCUCUUCCUCCCAGCUAGCCAAUGGCACCCCGGUUUCCUGUCAGCUGACCAAUCGGAAGGCGCGGAGCUCCAAGAGGCAGCAGGGUGGAGGACUCCUGGACCUCCAGAACGGGGGCCCUGGGUCAGGGUCGUCUCUGCCCCACAGAAGGCGCUGUUCUGGGGGAGAGGACCCAGACUACGCCAGCCUACUGGGGGCCAUGGAUAACGACCUGGACAGACCUGAAUCACCACCUCUACAGGAACACAACGUUUCUCUGUCUACACAGAACAACGUGCUAGACUCUAAAGGAAAGCAGCUGAGAGGUAAAACUAAUGCUCAGAGAAAGAGAGCGGAGAAGGAGAGGAGAGCAAAGGGAAAACCACCUCCGGGAGACCAGCUGAAGGAUGUUUUGGCAGACAAUGACGACAGCUCCUCUACCACCACAGAGACCUCCAACCCUGAUGUAGAGGCCAGCAACAAAGAGGAACCAGUGAAGAAGAAGGGCAGAACAGCAGUGACUCUGGAGAAAGAGGAAACCAAACCCCAAAACAACAAGCGACAAACCAACACAAAUGAUCAAUCUAGUUCCCUGGAGCUCCCUUACAUCACAGCCCUGGAGAUCAAACAACGCAAGGUCUUCACAUCCAAAGCCCUCAUCCACUCUCAUCUCACCACCGCCCCUACAGCUAGGACUCUGCAGAAACCCAGACCUGGGUCUCUCCCCCAUCUCAACUCGUCUGAUUGUUCUGUACUUGUGCCUUGUGGGAAGCUGGAGGAUUCUUGUCCGUUUCCCGUGGUGAAGCGGUUGUCCAACGGCUCGGUCUCGGUUUCAGAGCUCGGUCACAGCAGCAGCUCCGAGGGAGAGAAGGAGUUCGCUGCUACUGAAUGGGACAAUCCACUGCUCACCAGAACCACCAACCAAGCCAACAGUCUCCAGCAGACCUCCCUCCAGACCAUGAAUGCAGACACCUUCCUGAAGAGACCCAUCUCAGCUAGGACCUACUCCCAUCCCUGCUCCUCCCCCAGCCUAGUGACCAGGGGAACAUACAGCCAAGUACUCAAUGCCAAUAGUGAGACCAACUUGAAGAAGGCACCAGGGAACAAGCUAGCUAAUGCCACCUCUCUCCCUGGCAAGAAUAGCAAUCCUACUUUUGCAGCUGUGGCUGCGGGAUAUGACAGAAGCCCAGGUGGCAGUGGCCCAGGUCAAAGAGCCCAAUGGAACACUCUAGCUCACGUGACCUCAGUGGAGAGCGACAGCUCAGACAGCUCAGGAUUAUGGUCUCCCAUAGGAUUCAACCCUGCCAACUCCUUCUCUGCAUUCGGACCCAACAACUCCUUCAAUCUGACAGGAGUCUUCCGUGGGAUGUCCUUCCCGAAGACAUCCGAGCCUCCGCAGACUUGGCCUGAGUUGAGCUCUGCGUCCUCGUCUCUCUGGGAUGCCCCCAGCAACCCCCUGCACUCCUGGCUCAGCAGCUCCCCCACUGUCCCCACCGCAUCCGUCCUGGGUAGCGGCAGGAACCCCUGGUCCACCACCACCCCCUUUGGCAGCUCCAUCUGGUCCACUAGUGGAGACACUGCACUACACUCCUUCACUCCCACCACCACCUCCUCCACCCUCCCAGACUUACCCAGCAGCAUCCCCACCCUGGGCCUGGCCCCUCCAACUGCCCCCACUGAGAUGAGCCGUUCCUACGACCCCUGGAGGCCCACCCUCAGCAGACACGGCUCAGAGCCCUGGUCCAGCCACUGAGGAGUAACAGGCUCUUAGCCUGGUCCCAAAUCUGUUUCAGCUCGUGCCAACUCCAAUGCUGUCUUUAUCAAGCCAAACAUGGCGACAUGGCAUGAAAAUGAUUGCCAAAGAGUUGGCGUAGCACCAACAGGCUGGAACUCAGGCUAACUCAGGCUCACAGAUGUGAUCGUUCUUAACUGAAUUAUCACGCAAAUCAUGCAUUCAUGUAAAUGGCAUAUUUACGUCAUGUGAGCAGACCUCAUGUACGGAUUCUGGUCUAAAUCAGAAACAUACCAUGGUAUCAGUUGUUAAACAGUA